This is a messenger RNA of Spinacia oleracea (spinach), 1823 nucleotides long. RefSeq lists its product as uncharacterized. The transcript is spliced from 2 exons. Bases 268 to 1452 code for a protein of 394 amino acids. The record is from RefSeq and is a predicted model, not a curated record. Lineage: Eukaryota; Viridiplantae; Streptophyta; Magnoliopsida; Caryophyllales; Amaranthaceae.
CAUUAUGAUCUUCUGAUUAGUAGAUAGAUUCUCUGUAUGUGAUUCUGUUGAUAUUCUUCUGUUUCUUGAAUUUCUUCGUGGAAUUUUUUUUUCUAGUUUGAUUGCAAAAUUCUGUUGAUAAUCUGCUGCUAUUUUUUUCUUCAAUCAAAUCCUAAAAUCAUCUCAUCUCAUCUAAAUCUUCUUUUUCCUCAAAUCAAAUCCUUCAUCAAACACUUUCAGUUUUAUUUCUUUUAUUCUAAGAAAAUCUCAAUCUCAAAAAAAUCAGUCAUGACAACUCUACAACCUAAUCAAGAUCCAGCUAGUCCAUUUUAUUUGCAUCCAACAGAUAACACUGCAAGUCAGUUAGUCUCAGUGAAAUUUAAAGGAGAAGGCUAUGGUGAUUGGAGGAGAAGUAUGAUGAUCUCUAUGUCAUCAAAGAACAAGCUAGGUUUUGUGAAUGGAACACUAGCUAAACCUGAUGUAACAGCUGACACUUAUCAGGCUUGGAUGAGAUGCAAUGACAUGAUGAUUUCAUGGAUACUGUUUAAUCUGGACACAAACAUUGCCAAAAGUGUGUUAUACUUUAACACAGCUAGAGAGAUUUGGCUAGACCUGGAAGAAAGAUUUGGAUACGUUUCUGGUCCACAGUUGUUUUCUCUUGAACAACAAGCUGCAGAAAUCACACAAGGAGGACAGAACAUUGCUGAAUUUUUCACAGAGAUUAAGUCUAUUUGGGACAAGAUAAGUGCUGCUAAUCCUCUGCCAUCAUGUACUUGCAACCAAUGUACAUGUAACUUGACUCAAAAGAUCUUCAAGAUGCAGCAAGACCAAAGGCUGAUGCAAUUCUUAAUGAAAUUAGGGGAACAUUUAAGCACUGCAAGGGGAAAUUUGUUGAUGAUGCAACCUUUGCCCACCAUCACUCAUGCUUAUAGGAUGUUGGCUCAAGAAGAAAGACAAAGAGAGAUCAGUGCUCCCAUGCAACAUACAGAGAAUCAUGUUUUCAUAGCAGAUAGAAGGAGGUAUAAUGACUUACAAGGAAGAAACAAUCCUUACAAAACUGGAUACAAGAACACUUAUCAGUAUGGUGGAAACAGAACUGGAUACAAGAAACCAUUUACAUAUUAUUGUGAUCAUUGCAAGGUCAAUGGACAUAGUACAGAAAGGUGUUUUAAGUUGCAUGGAUAUCCUCCAGGUUUCACUGGUUUUAAGAGUGACAAAAGAACAGCAGCAGCAGCUUACUUUGAUGAACCAUAUGGGGAUGAUAUGACAGAGUAUCAACCACAGUUCCAAGAAACUGACAGGGAACAACAACCAGGAUUUCUUACAGCUGAUCAGUGCACUCAGUUGUUAAGUUUGUUAACCAAACAACAGAAUGAGAAGAGUUCCACAGAUACACAGAAUGAUGAAGGAGAGGCUUCUGGCCAUGCAUUUAUGGCAGGGCCAUUUAAUGAAAAGGCCACAGGUUCUUGGUAGUGUGAGAUCAGGUCUAUACAGUGUGGACACAAGCAAAGAAGAUCCAGUUGUAACAAGUUCAACACAAUGUCUUUCAGCCACUGCAGAGUCAACAGAUGUGAAGAUAUGGCACCUUAGACUUGGUCAUAUGCCAUUUCUUAAGAUGAAACUUGUAGUGAAUAAUCUAGCUACUACCUGUAAUAAUGACAGUAUAUGUCAGAUAUGUCCAGCUGCAAAGCAACCUAGAAAUUCUUUUCCUGUAAGCAGUAUUAAGACUAAGAGAAGGUUUCAGAUGAUACAUCUGGACACUUGGGGUCCAUAUAAGAAUAAAACUCACAAUGGUUGUACUAUGUUCCUCACUAUAGUGGAUGAUUUUACUAGAACUACAUGGA